Messenger RNA from Toxotes jaculatrix (banded archerfish), 718 nucleotides. RefSeq names its product adrenomedullin 2b (gene adm2b). Gene Ontology annotation, molecular function: hormone activity. Lineage: Eukaryota; Metazoa; Chordata; Actinopteri; Toxotidae. The coding region runs from base 140 to 718 and encodes 192 amino acids. The record is from RefSeq and is a predicted model, not a curated record. Gene Ontology annotation, cellular component: extracellular region. Gene Ontology annotation, biological process: regulation of systemic arterial blood pressure; adenylate cyclase-activating G protein-coupled receptor signaling pathway; positive regulation of heart rate. The transcript is spliced from 2 exons.
AACAUCUGACAACUCUGAAACAGUUGUCACUGAAUUUUUACGCAUUUUUCCCCUCAUCGUUUUGAUUCCACUCUUAAACAUACUUUGUUCCUCUGAGAUCCGCCUCUCCUCGGACAGUGCGUUUUUCCACUGCGCCGCCAUGUGUGCGCUCCCGCCGGCGUGGCUGUGCCUGCUGCUCGGCCUCCUCCCUCUGGAGAUCCAGUCCAGGGCUCUGACUCUGCAGAGCCUGUCCCACAGACACAGGUACGGCUGCCUCACAAAGCACUUGCAAAUUGAUGCGUAUGCUGUUCCAGGUGGAGGUGGAAACUGGUUGAGUUUACCCAGAAUGUCUAAAUACUCAAAGUCUUCUCACACCACCAUCAUGCCUACUGUGUCUGAUCUCUCUGUUGCCACUGACAACCACAUUACCCAUGGAGACAGACCUAUCAUCUGGAGAGCCCUGCUGCACAAAGAACCCCUGCCAAUGUUGUCGGAUCCGUUGCUUGACCAAAGCGACAGUGUGCCGCAGGAAGCGACGGUCUGGCAACGUGGGUCACGGGGUCGCCGUCAUGCCAACAGCAGCGGUGGGAGGGGCCACAGCCACCUAAUGAGGGUGGGGUGUGUCCUUGGUACUUGUCAAGUUCAAAACCUCAGCCACCGUCUCUACCAGCUGAUUGGACAGAGUGGAAGGGAAGGCUCCUCUCCCAUCAACCCUCGCAGUCCUCACAGUUAUGGUUAA